UUACACGUGAAGCAAUUCAUGCAUUCAUGCGGGUGCUUUGCUCCUGAAUGUAGUCUAUUUUUUGCGGCAUUAUUCACACUUUUUGGAUUUUAAAAAUGAUUUUCUCUGAUACAAUUCAACACAGAUUUCUUCUGAAAGCCUAUAAAAUGCACUCUGACAAGAAAAGCCACAUAAAUGCGAGGAAAUCGCGAAAUAUCGAAUCCUCCUAAUUCUUUAUGUUUCAUGUUUCGUCUUUUUCUAUGUUUCUCUUUUUCAUCAUCGUUUUCUUCUUCUUUCUUUCUACAUCAAGUGAAUCAAAACAAGAAUGGAAAACCGCAUUAAUAUUUUUAACAAAAUUCUUACUUGAAUAUCUCUGCAAAUCGCAAGUGAUUCACAAUAAGUUGAGAAGAUAACUUCGUAGAGAUGUUCUUGGAGGAAGGUGAGAAAAUGCUGGAGUCCUGCCUCCUUCCAGAGUGCAUCUACGACAUAACAGAGAAUCCGCUGGAUGGUAAUCAGUUUAUUGAGUACCGGGAGCACCUGAAGCAUGUCCUGCCGACACUGUUUGAUUUAAUCAGUAGCCGGGAGCUGGAGCUCUUUGAUGUCAUUCCUGAAACCCUUAAAUUCCGAAGACUUUUUGUUGAAUUUGUCUGUGAGCAGAGAGGAGAUUGUGAUCUCUUUCGAACGGAUGUGGACAAUCUGGUAAAGAAUCUCGUGAGCUGCGAAGGAAAACUUAAGAAAAUUCUGCAGAGUGAUAAGGAUUUGAGGAAGGAAAUGUUUGUGGUAUACAAAUCAAAACUCCUUGGACAGGCGUGGAAGAAACACUUAGGAGCCAUCCACGGAUUUCUUUGUUUCUGCAGAACUUCCUUUGAGGGAGAUGCCACAGAAACCCUCGAUUUGGACAAGGAAAUGUUCAUUUUGUCUAUUGGAACUCAAUUCCUGGAGAAUGUUGAUCCAUCUUUUAAACUCUGUGGCCUUAAAUUGUUUUGCCUGCUUUUGGAGUGCUCAAAUGAGGAUUCUCUCAUUGAGACAAACACUCACUGUGUGAUCUACAGCCAAGCAAUGGAUAAUAUUCAGAAGUUGCUCAAUGAAGAGUGUAGCCGUGCCAUUUGGAAGUGCAUCUGGUUGGCUGUGUCUAAAGAUAAGACACUGGCACGUGAUCCCGAGUGGAAUAAACUCGACGAUUGUCUCAAUAUUCUCAUCUAUCGACUCAAAAUUGAAAGUCAACCGAGCACGAAGAGAUUCCUAAAGGAAACCCUUUUGCGUUUUGUAUCAUUUUCAGUUGUGGCAGAUAAGAGAGAAAUUGGGGUCGAUCUGAAUAAUUUGUCGGCACAGAAUCUUAAUGAAUUGUUGGAUGAGUUGUUGAAAAGCAAAGGGGCAACAAUUGAUAAUUUUAAAUGCUAUCGCUGGGCAAAGAACCUUCUUGAUUUGUUUGUUGUGCAACUCUUAACAAUUGCCAGCACUCGUCAAGGAGUAGUAUCCACCAUUCAAUUCAUUCACACGGUGUAUCUUUUAACAAUAGCAGCGAUAAGACGAGAUCUCUUGGAUGAUAUUCUCAAACAAUUCAUCAAAAGAGUCAUGCCAAUAUGUGCUGAAAUUCUCAACAUAUACCACACAGCUGAUAACGUUCAAAAGAGUACAGCUUCCUUCCUGGAAACAGUUUACAAUCAAGUUCAAGAGAAGUCACAAGGAAACAACUACGUCAGUGCUUUGGGAAGUUUCCUGACUCAUUUAAAGGAUCAAAGGCCAACACCAUAAGGUAAAACUGCUCCAUUUACAUUAUUUUUGUAAUUUUCUAAUGAAAAAUAUUAUUGAGGAAGAAGUAUUUGUUUUUGUCUACCACCCUUAUUAACUGAAAUUAAUAAAAGACUCCCAUUGAA
Messenger RNA from Lutzomyia longipalpis, 1856 nucleotides. RefSeq lists its product as uncharacterized. Lineage: Eukaryota; Metazoa; Arthropoda; Insecta; Diptera; Psychodidae. The record is from RefSeq and is a predicted model, not a curated record. The coding region runs from base 403 to 1734 and encodes 443 amino acids. The transcript is spliced from 3 exons.